This is a messenger RNA of Dentiscutata heterogama, 296 nucleotides long. The record is from the annotation of a GenBank genome assembly. NCBI's taxonomy places the organism in Eukaryota, Fungi, Glomeromycota, Glomeromycetes, Diversisporales, Gigasporaceae.
CCUCUUUAAUUAAUAUUAAUUCAGAUACUGAUGAUACUUUUGAAGAAAUUGAUUUUAAUAAAAUAAAUGGACAAAGUGAUGAUAAUAAUAUUGAAGAAAUUGCUUAUUUUACCAAAAAUUUAACUGUAUGGCAUAUUCAAUUUUUAGCUGUUUCUGUUGAAUAUCCGUUUACUGAUCCUGAAGGUUAUGCAGUUAUAUAUAACUUUAUUAAUAAUAAAAAUUAUUCUGAAGAGCAAAGUAGUGAUAUUCAAAUUCAAAAAUUAAUGAAAGACAAAGCUCGAGUUGUAUUUCGUGAU